This is a messenger RNA of Gadus chalcogrammus (walleye pollock), 10316 nucleotides long. RefSeq lists its product as uncharacterized. Gene Ontology annotation, biological process: telomere maintenance; DNA repair. Lineage: Eukaryota; Metazoa; Chordata; Actinopteri; Gadiformes; Gadidae. The record is from RefSeq and is a predicted model, not a curated record. Gene Ontology annotation, molecular function: DNA helicase activity; ATP hydrolysis activity. Bases 1393 to 10281 code for a protein of 2962 amino acids. The transcript is spliced from 17 exons.
UUCCCGUUUUGGACAUCCGUCAAUCUUAUCUUAUUUAUUAUCUUUUUUUAUUUUCAAAUAGGAAUGCGAAAUGCAUCCUGGGAUAUUUGACGGUCCCAACGCAGGCACACCAGUACAGAAAAGAACGCGAAUUGAGAAACGCAAUCCAAAUCAUGAAAUAAAAGGUAUUUCCGAAUCCGUGUAUGGUUUGUUAAAUUGGAAUAUUCAAUGAACGAACCAUACACGGAGUUCUCUGCCUCUCUGUCCAUUGUUUGAUUUGAAUUCGCGGGAUUUUCCCGGCAUUCAUUGCGGUUGUAUCACAUUUUCGCAAACAAAACAAACCAACUGUAUUAUUCAGUCUUCCCGUUUUGGAUAUUCGUCAAUCUUAUCUUUUUUACUUUGGCGAGCAAGAAGUCAGGAGAUGUUGUCAGGUAUGAAGAGCAGCGAAACACAUCUACAACAUCUGUACAGGUGUGGGUGUGGCAUACUCCCAUGGACUCGUCAGCAACGACGCACUCCAGCGAUUUAUACAAUAUAAACACAUUAUAUAAAGCAAAACCCCUCUUUCAUUUUAAAAUAGUAUGUAAAUAAUAGGCCUCCAUCUUUGUUAUACUUUUAAAAUGUCCCUAUAUAGCCUAUUUUAUAGCUUUUACACUGAUAUUUUAAAACGGGAAUGCGAAAUGCAUCCUGGGAUAUUUGACGGUCCCAAGUCGAUGGACAAAGAGGCAGACACGGAGUUCUGCCUCUGUCUAUCCGUUUAUUUGAAUUCAUAGAUGAUCGCUAGGCUAGCUAUUAUUCACAAGCCAAAAUCCAAAUCAUGAAAUAAAAGGUAUUUCCGAAUCCCUGUAUGGUUUGUUAAAUUGGAAUAUUCAAUGAACGAACCGUACACGGAGUUCUCUGCCUCUCUGUCCAUUGUUUGAUUUGAAUUCGCGGGCUUUUCCCAGCAUUCAUUGCGGUUGUAUCCAUUUUCACGCAAACAAAACAAACCAACUGUAUUAUUCAGUCUACCCGUUUUGGACAUCCGUCAACCUUAUCUUUUUUACUUUGGCGAGUAAGAAGUCAGGAGAUGUUGUCUGGUAUGAAGAGCAGAGAAACACAUCUACAAGAUCGGUAGAGGUGUGGGCGUGGCAUACUCCCAUGGUGCUUCGCGAGUUGAAUGACUAUCGUCAGCGACGCACGGCACGGCUCACUCUCUGAUCGGAUUUUCUCUGCUUGAGACAUCUUUGUUCAGAUAGACCAUUUUGCUCUCCUUUCCACGGAUUAAUAUUGUGAGCGGAUUCAUUCGAGUACGUUCUGUCUUUCAACUUUGCGGUUCAACCAAAGAACUUCGUUGUCAAGAUUGUCUCAGCAAGGUAGGUUUGUUGGUCAUGUGUUGAAAGGAGAAACAGGAGAUCGUCCGCGGUUCAACUCAAGAUGCCUCGUGCCUCGCGCGUUUCGGCUGCAGCCAAGGUGAGGAUGAGGACGAUUCUUCCGAUGGCAACGACUCUGGCUAGAGGCUUCCUCCCUGUGCGUGGCACUGGAGCUCGUCACCGUGUCAAGCCUUGGCCUGUCUCUGCCCACACUGGGAAGUUCAACCGAUUGGAUCUCCCUCCUGAGUCUCCAGAUAAGCAGUUUGUGCUGUUUGUGGGCGACUCGCAUCUGCGUGCGUUGGUUGACCGUUACGUGAGGAUGCCAGACGGUUGCCUUUCGUUUGGGUUCCUGUCUACGCCUGGGGCGUCUGCCGCUGAGCUCCGCACUGAGUUGCUGAACGCAGACAUCCCCAGAACCCCCGACAUCGUUUGCUUGCUGGCUCCAAGCAACAACCCGGCGCCCGGCAUCGAAGCGGCUGGAGUUGCCUUCGAUGGACUUCUGAGAGCUGCCCGCAGUCGAUGGCCUAAGGUGUUUGUGCUCGAUUUCCCUCCCCGGCUGGCGAGUGAAUUGGCACCGCAACAAUUCCUUCGAGAGGAGUUUCGUCGCGUUGCAGCAAAGAACGGUGUAGAGUACUGCGUCACAGCUGACCGCUUUCCGCUGGACUCACGUGCCUUGUGGAGUCGUGAUGGGAUCCACCUGAGUGACGAUCUGGGGAUGCCGCUUCUCGCGAAGCUUCUGUGGCACUUCUCCUUUCGGCAGCUACAGUCACCUCUGCCUGUUACACCUCCGCCUGUGUCUCCUCCCAAGUCACCCCCGACUGUGAGACCCUUUGCUACCACCGUGGUUGUGAAGGGAGAGGUUUCACGUCCACGUCCCCUUGACCCCUUCAAGGAAACUGUCGUCGGACGUCGCGGAAAGCGCAGCCAACCUGAGUCCUGGGAUGCGCCUGAGGACUGGGAUCAGUCUUCCGUGCGGAUCCUUCCUGAUGAGGUUUGUGUGCCUCCUCUGGUCCUGAGGGAGUGCUUUGUCGUGCUAAACCCUAUCCGGUUUAGCACUGACAAGUUGGCUGCAAUGGAUCGCAUUGUUCCAUCCAACCUUGACGUCCCCAUGGGGAAUCGCUCAAAGAAACGGAAGGUGGCACAUGGAACCACGGCUGUGGUCUCCAAAGGAAAGAAGGCCCGCCUUGAGGCACUUCAAACUCCAGCAAGGAUUGCCAAACCUUCGAAGCUGGUACCUCCCCCUCGACCUGUGCCAGAAGCUGCUGUGCCAGCCACUCUGGAGGGCGUACCUCCUCCUCGACCUGUGCCAGAAGCUGCUGUACCAGCCACUCUGGAGGGCAGCGUCUUUGUGCCUUCGAGCAAGUUUGCUCAACCGGAGGGGGAUGACCAGACUCUGUGUGUUGAUGAGUGGCCGUUUCUUCAAACAGAGUUUUGUGAGAAGGUGAACCAGCCAACUGCUCGGGUUGUCUCUGGACAGAGAAAACAAGAGGAGCCAACACCUUGGGGGCCAAAAGUUGUGAUGGCCCAGGCUGAUAAACCAACAGCUAAUGAGACCAGCUUCUUGGGAUGUUCAACCAAGAUGACACACAUUGAGGACCAUGAGCCGUUUGAACCAGCACCUGAGGUCACUGCGAGCAGUCAGCAGCAGAGCCCGCCUGAGGACAAUGGCCAGCUUGAAGAUCGUCAUGUAACACUUGGCAAUCAGAAGGCACCCUGUGAUUUUGCACCUGCCAGAGCUGCUACAUCAAGUCAUGUGACUUAUGACAACCCUGGGUGUCUUCAAGGAUCGUUUGACCAGAGCAGCCACAUAUUCGGGGAAAAUGCAGGUAAGCAGUGUGCUACAAAUGGCAUAGCGGCGAUUAUGACCCACACCACCCAUAGCGUUCUCAAAUGGAAAAAAAAGAACAUUCAUCAUAUUCUAAAACAAGGUAAUGGCUUGUACACAUCUAUGCUAGAAAAUAAGGAAAUCAGUGCAGCCAAAACCAGUGGGCAUAUUUUCAUUUCCGAGUUACCCAGACACUGCAAAUUCAACAAUAAAUUAUUUAGUUUGGAAUAUUUUGAUACACUCACUGGAAGUCUUGAUCAAAAGGAUGAUUAUGACGCUUCUUUGCAAAACAUAGCCAUGCCUUUAGAAGAGGCUAUUCAGAAGACACUGCUGCAGACAGACACAUGCUUGCUCAACAUCCAAGGAAGUGUCUGUGCCGUUUUCAAGGUCGAAACUGCUUUUGCAGUUUUCGAUCCUCAUUCUCGUAGUACUUGGGGUUCGGUUGCACCGGAUGGAACCAGCAUAGUAGCGCACUAUGCUACUGUGUAUGAGUUAUAUGAGCAUAUUGAGAACCUUGUCAAUUCCUUAUAUCAAAAUCCUCCACAUGCUUUUGAUAUCACAAACAAGGUGUUUGAAGUCACUGGUGUGAAAGCUGUUGAGGUAAACUCACCAUUUACUGCUUUAACUGCACAGCCUGAAGCCAGCACUUCGGCACAUGACGGUACUUUGGACACUGACAGUGACUCUGAUCUCUGGGUCCUUUCGGUAACAGAUAGAAAUUCCCAUGCAGUAAACACGUCUUUUUCCCUUGAAACUGUGCAGCCUGUAGCAAACACUUCUACAUGUGACACAACUGUAAACAUUGACAGUGAUCCUCCAAUUCACACGGAGGGUGCAUCAGAUGUCUGUUUAAUUUCUGUAACUGAUAGCCCCAAUAUAAUGUUUACGGGAUUGACAUUAAGGGAAAAAAACAGGAUCUGCAACAAACUGAAUAUCGUACCAAGUUUAGAUCAAAAUAUUGUUGUACAAACCUUCGAUAUGGCACAGCCUGAACCAUGCCAAACAACAUCCAUUGAAGGUGACGGUAAUUGUUUCUUUCGUUCUCUUUCGUCUGUAUUGAGUGGUUGCGAGUCACAUCACAAGGCCUUUCGUAAGGCUGUAGUGAAUCACAUCUCAAAUAAUCCACUUCAUUACAUUACUUGUCUAAGACGGCAAUUUGCUUCUGUGGAGCAAUAUCUCAUGGACUCAAAAAUGAAAUAUGUUGGAUCUUGGGCAACAGAGUUGGAAAUACAAGCUUCAGCAGAUUUUCUCUGUGUUGAUAUUUACACAUACAGUCAACAGAAAUGGAUAAUGUUUACGGCAAACAUUGAGCCGAUUUCAAGAAAAGCAAUAUAUCUGAAACACUGCAAUGAAUGCCAUUAUGAACCAAUUGCAUGUGUCAAAGAAAAAACCUCUCUUACAUGCUUUUGUUUAACUAGCUUCUGUGAAAUGUCACACAAAAUGUCCAAUGCAGACCUUGUUUCACCACGUAAAAAAUGUAGUGAUAAAGUAAAAGAUCUAAGGAGAAAGAAAACGUAUGCUAUAGACACAGAAUAUAGACAAGUUCAAAAGCUAAAAACACGACAAAGAUAUAAUUGUGAUGAACAGUAUCAAGCAAAUCAGAAAGCUAGCAGUAUCGAAAAAUAUGCUAAUAAUGAACUGUUCAAAGAAGAAGUAUUAAACAGCGGUAUUGAAAAAUAUGCUAAUAAUGAAACGUACAAAGAACAAGUAAAAAACCGCAGUAUUGAAAAAUAUGCUAAGAAUCCUGCCCAUCGUAACCAGGUGAAACAAAGAACUGUAAUCAAAUACAGAGAAGAUCCGGCUUGUAAGCCCUCUUUAAUUGAAAGAAACUGUCAAAAGAGACUUAAUCUAACCCUCUUAAAACACAAUAUUGACUUUGUAAUUGAGCUCUUCCAAGAAGAGGUCAAACAUGGUCCAGAGCAUGUUUGUUGUUCAUGUCACAGAUUAUUGUUCCGAAAGCAAGUAAGAUUAUGUGACAUAACUUCAUAUGAAUCCAAGGCUUCAACUGUGUCAGCAAUUGCAAAACAAUGCAUUACUACAACGUAUCUCCAUCAAUGUGAUAUUGCAUGUUUAACGCCAUGCACACUAAAACAGACAGUUGCUGGGAAAUUGUGGAUAUGUUUCAGUUGCAACUCCAAGAUACUCAGUGGUAAGGUUCCCCAGGAGAGCGCUGUGAACAAUAUGGCGUUGGAUCCAAUUCCUGACGAAUUAGGCACACUGAACUCAUUAGAACAACACCUGUGCGCAUUGAAUAUUCCCUUUAUGCGACUUGUGGCAUUGCCACGAGGUUCUCAGAAUUCUGUCCAUGGGCCGGUGACUUGCGUUCCAUCAAACAGCGAUGUAGUCACUUCGGUUCUCCCAAGGCUAGAAAAUCAAGAUUUAAUGAUCCGGAUAAAACUGAAAAGAAAACUUACUUAUAAGGGGCAUUAUCAGUAUCAAUAUGUGCACACUCAAAAAAUCCAAAAUGCGAUAGCAUGUUUAAAGGACAUGAAUAAAUGGUAUAAGGACAUAGACUUUAACGCAGAAUGGGAAAAUCCCUUGCCAGAAGAUGCAUGUUCGGUUUUGAAAGAAUGCAACCCAGUUAAUGACACUCCAUCUGCACCUGAAAGCAGUGACAUUACAACUCAAUCAGACCAGGUGUCGGAUGAUGAAGAAGCUGACCACAUAUAUGAAACUCAAACACACGGGUUACUCUUGGACACAUGUUUGCAACCGAUUGAUAUCGCACAAGAAAUAUUUGAUCAGCAUUUCGAAAGUGUUUUAUCAAUAGCUCCAGCUGAAAGCAACAGUCCUGUUAGGUUGCUGACAGAUAAGGGCAAUGAAGCAAAAUGUUUUCCAACUCUUUUCCCCAAAGGUACAGGUACAUUCCAUGAUGCACGGCCCCACAGGCUCACUCUCAGUAGAUACAUCAACACACGAAUCCUAAAUGCUGAUGGGAGGUUUAGCAGCAACUUGGACUACAUUUUCUAUGCUCAAUAUUUAUCUGAGGUCAAUCAGGUUGUUUCCAAGGUGUCCAUAGCAUUGAGAAAAGGUUACCAUGCAGGGGAAUCAUUGGCUAUAACUUCCGCCAUGCUUUCAAACAAAGACUAUGUAAGUAAUGUCUUAAAAACCGAUCUCGGUUACAAGUUCCUUCAACCGAUCCGAGGGACUCCAGUUUUUUGGCAAGGUGUACAGAAAAAUCUAUUUGCUAUGGUUCGUCAGCUUGGUGUCCCUACUUGGUUCUGUUCAUUUUCAUGUGCUGAUUUACGCUGGACUGAACUCAUCGAUGUUUUCAUGAGACUACAGAAAAUACAGGGAAACGUCAACGACCUGGACUGGUCACAGAGGUGCAAUUUACUCAAAACUAAUCCGGUUACCGCGGCAAGAAUGUUCCAACACAGGUUUCAGACUUUCCUAAAUGACGUCAUCAAGUCACCAGCUAACCCCAUCGGUAAAGUUAUCGAGACAUUUUUUAGAGUUGAAUUCCAACAACGCGGCUCACCCCAUACUCAUUGUCUGUUCUGGGUAGAAAAUGCACCGAAAAUAGGCAAAAACACAGACCAAGAAGUCACACAAUUUAUUGAUAAAUACAUCAGUUGUGAACUCCCGCCAGCAACCGACGCAUUGCAUGAAGUUGUUUCCAGCGUUCAAAAACACAGCUCCAAGCACUCAAAGAGUUGUAGGAAAAAAGGCACAACAUGCAGAUUUAACUUUCCACGUCCUCCAAGCAACCACACCUUUCUUUGUAGAAGUAAAACAGACGAGAACCAGGAGGUAACAGACGCUGAUCCGAUAGACGUCUCUAUAUUAGAAAUGCGAAAAGAAAAAGAGGUGGCUAAAAGUGUCAUGACGAGGGUCAAACAUGCUCUUUCAAGUCCAGACCUAACCUUCGACACUGUGGAUCAGCUAUUUGCUUCCAUUAACAUCACCCAGGAAAUGUUUGAAAAUGCCUACCGAUUGACAACCAAUAAAAACGCGGUUGUACACAAACGCAACCCAUCAGAUGUUUACGUUAAUCAAUACAACAAAGACCUUUUGCGUUGCUGGGAUGCCAACAUGGACAUACAAUAUGUCUGCGAUGCUUUUGCUUGUGUAGUAUACAUAAUAUCCUACAUCUCAAAAGCAGAACAAGACAUGGGCUUAUUGUUACAACAUACUCAAAAUGAAAUGAAAAAACAUGGAAAUUUAGAUGCAAAACAAACACUCAAUAAGUUGGGAAGUGUCUUUCUCCACAAUCGCGAGGUCUCAGCUCAAGAAAGUGUUUAUCGAGUCACAAACAUGCAUCUCAACGAAUGCUCAAGACUGGUCACAUUUAUCCCUACUGGUGAAAAUACCGUCAGAAUGAGUUAUCCUCUCAGUGUCAUUCAAAGCAAAGCAGAACAGGGUGACACAUCAACAGACUCGAUAUGGAUGACGAGCAUAACGGACCGCUACAAAAACCGCCCCCAGGGCGCAAUUUUUCAUGAUAUUUGUAUAGCCACAUUUGCUUCAAAAUACAGAGUUCUGUACGGGAAAGAGCAGCACAGCCAGGGCUCUGUUAAACUGGAAAAUAACACUGGCUUUGUUAAGAUGAGAACUAGGGGACCUGAUGCUGUUGCUAAAUACGCUCGUUUCUCACAAACCAAAUAUCCAGAAAAACACUACCACAGUUUGCUACAAUUGUUUUUGCCUCAUUAUUCAACAGAUGAGUUAAAACCUCCACCGUACAACAGUUAUGAGCAGUUUUACAGGACCGGUUCCAUCACUAACAGCAGCAAUACAACGCAAAGUGUUAAGGAAGUUGUAGAUUUCAACAGAUCCCUGUUUGAAGUAGAUGCAGAUGAGCUCGACAGAUGCCAAGAGGUUGCAGGGCACCGCGGGGCUCACGACGAGGCAUGGGCAGACCUUUGCCCUGAAUCUGAGUUGGAGCGAUUAGAAUGUCAGGAGGAGAUGUCUAACAACAACGACACAAAUCAAAAUGAAAGAGAAGCCAUACCGGACUUGCAGUCGGACGCAAAGGCAACGCUGUCUAAAGAAUUUCCCACACACUCGAUACAAAGAGCUGAAGGUCUGUCCAUUAUGCGCACGUUAAACGAACAACAGACUCAAAUUUUUUACAAAAUCCGCACAUGGUGCCUUGACAAAAUCAAUGGCAAAAACCCAGACCCGUUUCGCGUAUUCAUUUCAGGGGGAGCAGGCACGGGAAAGUCCCACCUGAUUAAAGCUGUGUACUACGAGUCAUGCAGACUCUUUGCAAGAAUGUCCAUUAAUCCAGACGACACUCAUGUUUUGCUAGCUGCUCCUACAGGAGUAGCAGCAUAUAAUAUCAACGGAAGCACAAUACACAGCACCUUUGCUAUUACUACCACUGCCAAACUGCCAUAUCAACCUCUAGGAGAUGAAAGAAUCAAUUCGUUAAGAGCCACCAUGAAAGACUUACAAAUACUCAUUUUGGACGAGGUGAGUAUGGUUGAUCAUAAAAUCCUGACGUAUGUCCAUGGCAGACUACGACAAAUAAAGCAACAAGGAGAUUAUGCAUUGUUUGGGAAUGUAUCAAUCAUGGCAGUUGGUGACUUCUUCCAGCUCGGCCCUGUAAAGGGAACACCUCUUUACCACGAGCAAUUGGUGACCGAUCUGUGGAACAAUCAUUUCACUCACAUUGAGUUGACAAAGAUAAUGCGACAAAAAAACAAAGAGUUUGCUGAAACAUUAAAUCGUCUUAGAAAACACAGAAAAGGAGACAAUCUUUACCAGCGAGAUGAAGUCUUGCUAAGACAACGCGAGACCGGCGAGGGGGAACUGACACAGGACCUUCACAUUUUCGCCACAAACGAUGAAGUGGCAGCCCAUAACAUUGCCAUGUUACACAAGACGUGUACGGAUUUGGUGCAAAUUAAAGCUCAAGAUUCUCAGAGAAACCCUACCACAGGACAAGUAACAAGAAAAAAUAAUCCAAAAUUUGAUAGUCAGACAUGUUUAAGCAGAACGUUAAUCGUUGGUCCAUCAGCUCGCGUAAUGCUCAUCAAAAAUAUAGAUCUGUCAGAUGGAUUGGUCAAUGGUGUAUUCGGUACCGUUUGCAAAAUCACCUUUGAAGGGAACGUUCAGUUUCCCAAAACCAUUUUGGUUAAGUUUGACAAUGACACAAUCGGCAGGAAACUGAGGAGUAGGUCUAUAUGCUUUGAGCCUCAAUUUCAACAAGCAACACCCAUAGAUGCUGUGGAAGACAAAGUAAUGACUGGUGGAUCUAGACGCCAAUUCCCGUUACGCCUAGCAUGGGCCUGUACCAUACACAAAGUUCAAGGUUUAACUUUAGAAAGAGCUGUAGUGUCCCUUAAAAGGAUAUUUGCAGCUGGCCAAGCAUAUGUAGCAUUAAGCCGAGUAACGUGUGAGGAAAACCUUAUCAUUCAAGACUACGCAGCCAAAGCCUUCUAUUCGAAACCAGACAUCGACAUUUCCCUGCAAAAAAUGGAACCAUUCAUUGCAACUCCACCAGCAGAAAUAACUUCAACCCUCAAAAUAUGCCUCCACAACAUUCAAGGUCUAUGUCAACACAUGGAAGACCUUAAACAUGACCAGAGAAUCUUGAGUGCUGACAUCAUUUGCGUGACAGAAACAUGGCUGGAACAAAGCACAUCAGUCAGUUCCAUUGAAAUGCCAGGUUGGACUUUUAAUCACAAACUCCGGUCCCAAUCCUACCAUAACAUGACCCAAUUCCAAGACUUGGUAAACAAACGGCACGGUGGUGUGGGCUACUAUCACAAAGACCACAUCACUUGUAACAUUAUACACAUGCCGUGCAGUGACUUGGAAGCCAUCAUGUUUAAUGUUCAGCCUUUGAAUUACAAUUUCAUUGUGCUGUACAAACCGCCAUCAUAUCAACUCGCCUUAUUCAAACAAAAUCUCGCUUUGGUAAUGCAACAAUUUAACCAACUUUCAGGAGGAAAGGUAAUUAUGGGUGACUUCAACGACAAUGCCCUUGUUUCUAAAUCUGCAGAAAAUUUCAUGCAACAACAAGGUUACACCCAAAUUGUCUCUUCGCCAACAACAGAAAACGACACAACAAUUGAUCACGUUUACAUUCGUGACAUUAGUCCCACUGAUAUCAAAGUGCAAAUUCUGUCCACCUACUACUCCGAUCAUGAGUGCUUCUGUUUAGAUUUCCUUCUGUAACUGGUUAGCUCGUUUAGCUCGCAGGUUUUAGCACU